UGGCCUGAAAAUGCAGGCGGCCAUAUUAUAUUAGCAAACACUCUCACGCACUAGCAGCAGUUUGUUUAUGCUGUGAAGUGCAGCUGUAUUUUUUAACCGAACUAUCUCAGUUUAGCUCAAGCGGUAAAGUCACGAUGAGCGGCGGCACGCCGUAUAUCGGCAGUAAGAUCAGUUUGAUCAGUAAGGCGGAGAUCCGUUAUGAAGGCAUUCUCUACACCAUCGACACAGAGAACUCCACCGUCGCGCUCGCCAAAGUGCGCUCCUUUGGCACAGAGGACCGACCCACGGAUCGCCCCAUCGCACCCAGGGAUGAGACGUUUGAGUAUAUUAUAUUUAGAGGAAGUGACAUCAAAGAUCUGACUGUGUGUGAACCACCUAAACCGACAUGCUCUCUGCCUCAGGACCCCGCUAUCGUUCAGUCAUCUAUGGGAUCUUCCACUGCCCCACCAUCAUCCUUCCAGUCUGGGAACUCCUACGGGCUGUUCAACCGUCCACAAGUCACACCAUACACCCAGUUCAACCCUAGCCCACUGGUCUCACCGCAGUUUGGCACUGUUGGAGUCGGAAGUACAAUGGGAUUGUUUGGUAGUGACACUGGCAUGUCUGCAGCACUGUCUCAGAGCAGUACUAUUGCCUCUGCUUUCAACAGUGACACUUUGUGUGCAUUCAUAGCAGAAGGUCACACCAGUCCGGCACUGGACGCUCUGCGAAAGAGCCCCCCAGUGGAACCUGCUGCCCCAUCAGCACCUGCAGUCACCACCGCUGCUCCCACAGGCGUGGGUCGCAAAAGCCCAGUGUCAACUCGCGCAGCCUCCACCAAUACGCAGAAGCCUGUGGACCUCACAGAACAGACUAGGGGCACUGAAGUCCCGAAACCAAGCGUACCAGAGUCCAGUCAGUCCAGAGGAGGAAACAGGGACACUUCUAAACGGCUUGCAGCUGGUGGUCCUCCUGCUGCCCGCCGCGGCCGUGGCGGAGGUCAUCGUGGUAGAGGGCGAUUCCCGGUCCGGAGAGAAGGACCCAUGAAGUUUGAGAAAGACUUUGACUUUGAGAGCGCCAAUGCUCAGUUCAACAAAGACGAGAUCGACAAAGAGUUCCAGAGCAAACUCAAGCUGAAAGAUGAGAAGUCCGAUAAGGCUCUGAAUGGUGAGGAUAAGGGUGAUUCAGGAGUUGACACUCAGAACAGCGAAGGAAACGCUGAUGAAGAGGAUCCUCUCGGACCAAACUGCUACUACGAUAAAUCCAAAUCCUUCUUUGACAACAUCUCCUGUGAUGACACAAGGAAGGAGAGGUCUGGAGCGUCUGGAUUCCCCCGAGAGCGGAGGCAGACCUGGGCGGAGGAGCGGAGGAUGAACGCAGAGACGUUUGGCCUCCCGUUACGACGGGGUCGUGGAGGUUACAGAGGGCGUGGCGGCAUGGGCUUCAGAGGGGGCCGGGGCCGUGGAACUGGACGAGGGUCGUUUGGAUCUUACCCUGGUGGAAGUGGCUUUAGAGGAGGAUACAGAGGAAGUCAAGGAGGAAGAGAGUUUGCUGAUUUCGAAUACAGGAAGGAUAACAAAAUCACUGCAUAGUGUUCAGAGGAAGUGGAUCCAGAAGACCUGAUUUGUGUGGGAACUGCAUUUCAGGUCACAUUUUGCUGAGAACGAGGAGAUAAACGUACAUGUUGUAAAUCUGUCACCAGCACUGGGGUUCGACUGCUUGAAACCUGGAUAUUAAUGAAACACCUACUCCAUUUCUUCCUGAGGAGUGGAACAAAUGCUAUUUUUUUUUUAAUUGUUAAUUUGAAAAUAAUAUUUCCUGAUGGUUUCAAAUAUAUUAUGAUUUCCGUGGGCUGCUCACAGCUAACAGAUUAUCUAGAACAAUGUAUCGUGAUGAUUUCGAUCACUGAAUGAGCUUUAUUUUUGACUUGUUUUGCUAUAAAGUAUCUUACAGUGUACUUGGCAUCAAAAUAGACUGCCUGGAACUCAGUUAUACAUUAUCGUAUUUUUCUAAGGUAAUUUCAAUCUUCAACCCCAACAUCACUAUUGCUAUUCCUGUAGUAAAUAGAUUUUAGUUGUUUUUUUUAUAUAUAUAUAUAUAUAUACACACACAUGUAUAAACAUGGUACGUUGGAUUUAGAUUUACAUUCGGAUGCAUCAAUCCCUUCUGUAGUUUCUAGUGAGGUUGCUCAUCAGGGAAAGCGCUUCAGCGUGUCAGUAUUGAUAGUAAAGGCCAUUUUAGAAAUGUAAUCUUUAAGGGAAACGAUUCCUUUUGAAUAUAAAAUAGCACAAUUUAAACUAAAAUGACACGAUAUGGUCAACCGAUACAAAGCGACCUCAGUGAUGUGUUUAUAUAUUCUAUAGAUUUGAUUUAUAUUUGACAAGGUCCACUUUGCAGUAUGUAGCACUUUGUAGCAGACGUUUACUGAUGAGUGAACUCGUCUUUACUAAGAAAUAAUGCUACUCUGUGAGUCUAUGCUGCAGUUUCUUUGACGACGCAUUCUUGCCACUCUUGAGCUUCUACCACUAACAAUUAUAUUCCUGUCAUUCAACAUUCAGAUCAUAUACUCUUCACCUCAUAAAACGUCACGUGAAACUGACUGAGCCAAAAGCUGGCUGGGACGUGUGUGAGAACUUAAUGAUUAUUUGACAGGAUGUUUGAGAGAUUAUUCAGUAGCACUGCUUCCCAGUGGAUGGUUUCUUCUGCUUUCUGUCUUUAAUGUGACUGAAGCUGGACCGUUGAACAGCCAGAAUGUGUUGUGUACUGUAACCCAGACGCUGUUUAGCUUUUCCCCUCUCUCCUCGUUCAGCUACUGUGCUUUAUAGUCACUGACUGCACUAGCAUGAUGUCAUAAUGUCAUGUGACCUCAUGCAGCUUUACCUGACGUGCACAUUGUGAUGUCACAUCCACACCUAUGCAUCACGCAAGUCCGAUUCUGAUCGGAUGCAUUUCAUUUUGCAACCAAAUUUAAUUUUUGGCCUCUGACAGCUUUGCAUUAUUCUCAAAGUGAGUUUUUGCUGUGGAACAAGCGAAAUGAUGCAAAGUCUUUUUUUUUUUUUAUGGAUUUAUCGCUUAAGUUGAAGGUUUGAUAUUUUAACUGGCCAGUUUUUUUCGACUUCAGAUCUGAUUGUGUAGCGUACGGCUGUGACAUCACUGCAAAAAAAUGUUUUUUGUGUAGUUUUGUUAAAUGUUUCUUUAAAUUGUUGGGAUAUUUGGGUUAAGUUGAUAAUGAAACUGUUUUCGGAUUAUAGCAUAAAUUAAAGUCUAAUUUGUAAGACGCAAAACAUUUAGAAUUUUGCAUUUUGAGUGAAAUAUCCUCUUGCACUUUUCAAGCUCUUUAAUUCAGUGAAUAGAUGUUUUAUUUCAAUAAUACACGUUCAUUUCAGUCUGGCAAGUGAAUAUUCAUCUAAAGGACAUGGAAUUGAUUUAAUUAGGGCUUCAUAAUGCAGCCAUUGAUAAUUAACUGGUCAGUAUGAACAAAGAAGGUAUAACCUUUAUCUAGGAACAACAAAUGUCCAUGUUGUCCUAAAAUAUCACUUGUUUAUAUAAUUAUUAGGGGUGUUCUGGUAUUAUUAGUCUGUUCACUUAAUUCCAGAGUUUUCUUAAAAGAGACGGUGUUACAGUGUAAAUUGAAGCUGUGUUUGUUCAGUGUUGGAACAGUGAUACUGGCGUAUAAUCAGGAAAUUGCUGCAUGCAGGUCUUGUCACAAACCACGAUCUUAGGUGAUGCUUGUGAGGCAAGUUCUGGAAAUGUCUUGUGAUGAACACCAAAUCCUUCCAUCAGGGUCGACACACUUUCCUCGUGAACCUUGGCAUGGUAUCUGUUCACAACUACAUGUAAAGAGGUUUUUACUAGAUGCAACAAUAAACUGUUUACUAUC
Molecule: messenger RNA, 3859 nt
Organism: Labeo rohita (rohu)
Lineage: Eukaryota; Metazoa; Chordata; Actinopteri; Cypriniformes; Cyprinidae
Gene: lsm14aa
Product: LSM14A mRNA processing body assembly factor a
Exons: 11
Coding region: 135-1571 (478 amino acids)
Biological process (GO): cytoplasmic stress granule assembly; P-body assembly
Cellular component (GO): P-body
Molecular function (GO): mRNA binding
Source: RefSeq, a predicted model, not a curated record